Messenger RNA from Dimorphilus gyrociliatus, 635 nucleotides. The record is from the annotation of a GenBank genome assembly. NCBI's taxonomy places the organism in Eukaryota, Metazoa, Annelida, Polychaeta, Dinophilidae.
UCUUAUCCUGCAUGACCUUGACCUAAAAAGGAACCGUAUUUCGACAUAAACAACCAUUCUUACCCUUCAGGAUGGCAUCUUUCGUCCUUCGAAAUCACUCCCUCUUAAGAACUUUACGUAGAGUGAAUAGAUCAACUGUGGAAAAUAUUUUCCGGUCAAAUCAACCAAUGAAUUUGUCGAAUGCCGGAAACCUUAGAACAUUGUCAACUGGCAAACAUUUUAAACCGGCUUUUAAACUAGACACAUACAGAAGAAAUCUAUCAAGCGAAAUUCCAACUUCUAAAAAAAAAGAGCUGUCAAUAGAAGAAUUGAUAGCGUUAAUUGAGGCUCGAGAUAUUAAAUUAAUAGAUGUAAGGGAACCCAAGGAAAUAGAGGAAACUGGUUAUAUAAAAGGAGCAUUAAAUAUACCCUUAACAAAGUUAAAGGAAGCCUUACAAAUGACUCCAGAAUCAUUUUCGGAACACUACAAACGUUCUCAGCCCCAAAAACACGAUUCAAAUAUCGUUUUCUACGGGCUUGGUAGCGUAAAAAGUACAGCCGCUCUAGAAAUUGCACAUAGAUCUGGAUUUAAAAAAGCCAGACAUUUUCCAGGAGGUUGGGAAGAAUGGAGUACAGAAGUUAACGCAAAAAAUUGA